AGAAGGGCUGAGUGUGCUUUGCGGAGGGGACCUGUCUCCGUGCAGAACCCUAAUGUGGAUGGGAGCUCGCCCAGAGGGAAGUUGAGUCUUCACUAGGUACCACCUGGAAAACACAAACUGUGGGCCAGGAUGCAUCGAAUGAUGAAAGAAGAAUCAAGUUUCAGGACAAGCAGCCUGGAAAAUGUGACGCGGGACCCAGGCAAAGAAAAGCUGCACAUGAAGCUCUGCAGUGGGUCCUGCCAUGCUGAGCAAAUCCUCCAGACACUGAACUCCUACCGGCAGAGCGGCAUCUUCACAGACGUGGUGCUAUUAAUUGAUGGACAAGAAUUCCCCUGUCACCGUGCCACUUUGUCAGCCAACAGCACGUAUUUCCGGGCCAUGUUUGGUGGCAAUCUCAAGGAAGGCCACCAGGAUAUCAUCAACAUCCAGAAGAUAUCUGCUUCCACCAUGUCUCUCCUUCUUGAUUACAUGUAUGGGGGGAACAUCAUCAUUCAGGAGGACAACGUUGAAGGCAUCUUGGAACUGUCUGACUUGCUGCAGAUCUCCAAGCUCAGAGAUGCUUGUGUCACCUUCCUCGAAGGCCAGCUUCACCCAUGCAAUUGUUUGGGCAUCAUGAAGUUUGCCGAUUCAUUCUCCAUUGCGUCUCUGACAGAAAAGAGCAAGAGGUUCAUGCUGGAGUGUUUUGUGGAGGUGUCGUGUCAUGAAGAGUUCCUGGAGAUGGGUGUGAAGGAGCUGGUUGAAUAUCUGUCCGAUGAGCAGCUGGUGGUCCCCAAGGAGGAAGUGGUCUUUGAAGCAGUCAUGCGCUGGGUCCGGCAUGACAUACCUGCCAGGAAGGGAGCCUUGAAGGACCUCCUUGAGCACGUGCGUCUGCCCCUGCUCGACCCCACCUACUUUCUGGAGAAGGUGGAAAUGGAUGAACUCAUCCAGGACUCAAAGGAGUGCAUUCCUCUGCUGCACGAGGCCCGCAAGUACUACAUCCUCGGGAACGAGGUCAGCUCUUUGCGAUCAAGGCCCAGAAGGUUCAUGGAGCUGGCAGAAGUCAUCAUCAUCAUUGGGGGCUGUGAUAAGAAAGGCCUUCUCAAGCUGCCCUUCACAGACCUCUACCACCCCAAAAGCAGGCAGUGGACAGCCCUCUCCAGCGUGCCUGGCUACACCAAGUCAGAGUUUGCUGCCUGCACACUGAAGAACGAUGUGUACAUAUCAGGAGGACACAUCAGCAGCAAUGAUGUUUGGGUGCUGAGCUCCCAGCUGAACGUCUGGAUCAAGGUUGCUUGUCUGCAGAAAGGCCGAUGGAGGCACAAAAUGGCAACACUUCAGGGCAAGAUCUACGCUGUGGGAGGCUUUGAUGGUUUUUACCGCCUCUCCAGCGUGGAGUGCUAUGACACCUUCUCCAACAGCUGGUCAACCUUGGCCCCGCUGCCUCAAGCCGUGAGCUCGGCGGCUGUGGUCUCCUGCCUGAACAAGCUCUACGUGCUGGGCGGUGCUGUGGACGACACCGCUAACACUGACAAGGUCCAGUGUUACGAUCCAGAGGACAACAAAUGGACGCUCUUGUCUCCCACCCCUUUUUACCAGAGGUGCAUCAGUGCCGUCUGCUUGGACAACAUCAUUUAUGUUGUAGGUGGACUCCUCAGUAAAAUCUUCAGCUACGAUCCAAGGAAAGACAGCUGGCGGGAAGUGGCCACCCUCCCUGGGCCUCUGGAGAGCUGUGGCCUGACGGUGUGCGGAGGGAAGAUUUACAUCCUGGGUGGCCGAGACGAGAAUGGGGAAGGCACGGACAAAGCGUUCACUUUCGACCCGGUAAUGGGGAGCGUGGAGCAGCAGCCGCCGCUGCAGCGCUGUACCAGUUAUCACGGCUGCGUGACCAUCCUGCAGCGCAUGAACAGAUGACCACGGGGCUCCAGCUGCAUCCACCUCCCACCCACAGCCUCCCCUUGAGACAGUGGCCACCCAGCCUGGGGACAGAUAUCUCACCUUUGCGUGGGGAAGGGCAACACAAGCCACUGAAGAUGAUGUGCUCCAGCCAGCCCCUGAGCAGCCUCUGUUUUUGUUUUUCCUGGCUUGAUGAUGCCAUUGGCUUUGCUGCUGAUCUAGGUGAGAGGAUGAAAGGGUGCUGGGCUGUGUGAAGCUGCAUUGCAGGUCUUGCCACAGUAGGAUUCAAGUAUCCUUGCAGCCCCUGGAACUACUGAAUUUGACCUUUACUUAGGUUUUUCUGCCUGUAGAUUAUGGUUUUCUGUUAUGCUGGCAACAGAGGCUCGCUGUCCUGCAAGGACAUGUAUUUGCUGCUUUCUGACGCCCAAGACUGUUGCAGUAACAAUUACAGUUACAGGAUCCAAUUCUUUAGCUAAAGCUGUCGGGUAUUUGUGUGUUUAGGUCUGUAGAACCCUGUGUCAAACCACGGUGGUGACCUACAUGGUCAUUAACAUCCAUGAACAGUUAAUCCCAUUACAGUGGAGAGCUGAGAUUGAGACUUCAAAGCCAAUAUCCCAAGAAAAUUUCUCCACUAAAUCCCCAAAAGCCUGGUUAAAUAGUCCAAGCUCUGACUCCAUGCUGCACAUGCUAUAUGAAGGUUUAUUCCUCUAAAGCACAGAGUGUUAUCUCUUUUCAUGCAUGUUUUGUGGUUGGACUGCUGUCUCACUGUGUCUUCGUCAUUGAGAGGACAAGUGAAUCGUGUAGCCAAGAGUUCCCUCUUCAGAGAGCAGAGGUAGGGGGAAUAUUAACGUGUAGGAAUUAAGCAUGAAGACCUGAAGCAUGGUAGCCACAGAAUCACAUCUGGCUCAUUUUGGAUCUGGAGUAUGCAAGUAUUAAAAUAAACUCAGUAUUUAACAGAUUUGAUACAGAGUCCCUGGGAGCCUGAAUCUGCAGCUCAUUCGGAGAGCAAGUGUUUGAUUUCACAGACUGCGUUCCUCCAAGCCAUUUGGUCUCAGGUCUAGAAAUGAUCCUGAGCACACUUGAUUUGGUAGAAUAGCCAUAGCUUUUGGUGUCAGUGUCUUUAGUCCAUGACAGGAACUGGUAAUUUCUGAUGGCUCCAUGUAAAUGUUCAUGUUGUGCAAUUAGGGACUUAGUUGCUGCCAAAUGUAGAGUGGGGUCUCUUAAAAACUCCCAUUACUUGUACAUUGCAGGGUGCACCCCUCUACAGCAGGCUGCUGGUUGGCUGCUGUUUUCUCUGCACCUUCCUUUCCUCACCCCAAUGAUGACUUCUUCCUGAAGUAGAGGAAACGACUAUGUCCACUUGUCCAGAUACUCCCCUUUUCAGGGCCUUUUAAUUAUCUUAAACCUCCUGGUUUUGCCUGCUUCCCCCCAUAUAGCUGUUUUUUAUGUGGUCCUCUUUAGUACUUGUGUUUUCUGUCAGCUCUGAGAAGUUCACCUCUUCUUCAUGAUAAUAUCAGCCUUACCUGUAAAACAUGGCAAAAAGAAGUCCCUGCUGAAGAACCAAAAUUGGCUGUAACCAGGGCACGCUGAUCUCCUCUUCUCUUUAGGAAAUGUGUGCUCUUCCAUUGCCCAGGCGACAAGCAAGGUGUUUCAUUACGUGAAAUGUACCUUACGCUCAUCAUAGUCAAGCCUGGAAAGUCUCAGGGCUCUCAUAGCCAUUUUGUUGAUCGAGGUGCACUAUUUGAACGUUCUCAGCCUCAAAUUCUCCUUAAGGCCUGUGGGUUAGCCCUUUUAUCAGAUCAUGAGCAGCACAAUGUGUCCUUUAAGCAAUAUAAAGGAGAUUCAAUGCUGGAUAGGUUAUUCCCAUGAGGAGAGAAAAGGAAAUUCAUGCUAGUAAAAGGGAAUUUUAUUUGCAAUCAAAUUGCAUCCACAGUUGGGUCUUUAAUGGGAACGGAGAUUUCAGAAGAAACUGGAACCUUUCCUUCAGUUGGUUAAAUUGGCACAAAAGAAAGCAUGAGCACAUCACCCCACACUGUGGUAACCUUCAGGGCCAGAGUGACCUUUGUCCUCCUAUAGCCCGAUUUCCUGAGGACCACAAAUCACAGUCCAUCUCUCCUCCCCAAUUUUGCUUCUUACUGUUCCCCUGUGCCUUAAGCAAUUCACCGCUUUGGUAUGGGCACCCCUUCAAAGUGCGUUGUUUUGGACCCAGCAUCUCCACCUCGCCCUACGAUUCAUAUGGCCAAGGAGGUUCUUAACUCUCCACAGA
Messenger RNA from Harpia harpyja (harpy eagle), 4138 nucleotides. It is a transcript of the gene KLHL35, whose product is annotated as kelch like family member 35. Gene Ontology annotation, molecular function: protein binding. NCBI's taxonomy places the organism in Eukaryota, Metazoa, Chordata, Aves, Accipitriformes, Accipitridae. Bases 130 to 1890 code for a protein of 586 amino acids. The transcript is spliced from 7 exons. The record is from RefSeq and is a predicted model, not a curated record.